UUUUUUUUGAUGAAUUUGUCUCUUCUUUACUCAACCACCGGAGAAAGUGUCGUCACUCUCCCCAUAAUGAAAAUAGAGAGGCUCCACAUCGAGAAUGACGAUAAGAAUUAAUUAUGGUCUUGUGCAAUUUAUUGGGUUAGAAGACAUGGUACAGAAAGAUAAUUACUUCUUCUGAGAUAUAAUCGGUGGCUUCGGUGGAGAUCUGGUCUUGUGUCAAGAAAUGGCCGCAGAUCCCGCGAUUCACGAAGAAUUGCUAGCGAGGAACAUCAGGAAACAGCUUGCUGCCAUCGUUACGAAGAUGCAGUGGAGUUAUGCAUUCUUUUGGUCAGCUUCCACCACGCAACCCGGUGUCUUGGAAUGGUAUGGUGGAUUUUAUAAUGGUCAAAUAAAAACAAGGAAGAUGAUUCAACCAAUAGAACUUGAAGCUGACCAAAUGAGCCUUCGGAGGAGCGAGCAACUGAGGGAAUUGUAUGAAUCACUUUCAUCGGGUGAUAGCAAUCAGCAGAUGAGAAGGGCUUGUGCUGCAUUGUCUCCGGAGGAUUUGACUGAUGCAGAAUGGUACUACUUGAUUUGCAUGUCCUUCGCAUUCAAUAUAGGACAAGGAUUGCCAGGUAAAGCAUUUGCAGACAAUCAACACAUCUGGUUGAACGGUUCUCAAUUUGCAAAUUGCAAGAUGUUUUCACGCUCUCUUUUAGCAAAGAGUGCAUCUAUUCAGACAGUGGUGUGCAUCCCUAUCAUGGAUGGUGUACUAGAGCUUGGAACAACUGAUCUAAUUUUGAAGGAUCCUGCCAUCAUAGAGAAGAUCACAAGUUCUAUCUGGGAGCUACCAAAUCCGAUUUGCUCUGAGCAAUCUAUAUCCGGUCGUCGAAUGGCUGAGAACGACGAAGAUCAUUUAUGCCCUAAUCUUGAUAAUAACAUAGAUGACUGUAUCGACUUGGAGGACCAGAAUCUGAUCGUCGAUCCUCAAACCCAAUUGGGCAAUGGUCCAACACACAUUCCAUUUCAUUUGUAUGCCCCUAUCGUACAAACAGAACCAGUCCGAUGCAUGAUCGAGGAGCUACAUACAAGCACACGUGAAGAACUAAUUGUAGGUUCUUCAGAUGGCAGUUUAAAUGAUGGCUGCCCCACGCAAAAGGUAGAAGAUGCAUUUGGAGUUGAUGGGCUAAAUGACAUAUCUCAGACUCAGAGUAGGCAGUUUAUAGAUGAUGAGUUCAGCAAUGUCCUACAUGGCUAUUUGGAUUCUGAUGGGCAUGAACCGAUGUCUUUUGUUCAUGUUCAGAGAGUUGUCUCUGGCACUGUGGGAGAAAGAAAAAACAACCAGAUUGUUGACGGUGUUCAACAGAGAAGCCUUAGCAGGAUAGUUCCACUGGAUCUUGAUGGUGAUGAUUCACAGUCUGCAGAGGCAGUUGCUGUCAUUUUACAGAAUUCAAAACAUGUAAAACCAGUUUCAAGCUACCCGAAGAUUUCUCAUAAAUCCAGUUUUGCAAUCUGGAGAAUUGAUAUGAACCCACCAAAACCAUUCACUAGCAUGUCUCAGAAGCUGUUAAAGAAACUUCUAGUGGAUAUAACAUGGUUGCGUCAUGUCUUAUCAGAGAGGAGGAGAAGAGAGAAGUUGAAGGAGAAAUUUCUUGUUUUGAGAUCACUUAUUCCGUCUAUCAGCAAGGUCGACAAGGCAUCCGUCCUUGGUAACACCAUAGAUUAUCUGAAAGAUCUUAAGAGAAGACUGCUGGAGUUGGAAUCCUGCCAGGAUUCAGCGGAGCUUGAGAUUGCGGAGAGCAGGAAGCAUCCUGAUGUAGCAAAGCGAUCAUCUGACAAUUACAGGAACAAAGAGAUCGUGAAUGGCGAGAAUUCUUUAGCAAAGAAGCGGAAAGUAUCUGACGUCGAUAGAACAAAUGCCGAGCACCUCUGGAUCUUGACCAAGGAUAGACCAAUCGAGGUAAACGUCACCUUGAAGGACAAAGAGGUUUUGGUAGAGAUGCACUGUCCAUGGAGGGAAAGCUUGGUGUUCGAGAUAGUGGAAUCUAUAAGCAACCUCCAUUUGGAUCUGCUCUCGGUGCAAUCUUCCACUGUCGAUGGCAUGCUUUCCCUGGCAAUAAAAUCCAAGUUUAGAAGCACCAGUGUUGCCUCACCAGGAAUGAUAAAGCAAUCAAUUCAAAGAGUGAUGGGAUUAUUAUAGCUGGUGGCAUCCUCUUCCCUAAUGACAGCAGGUCGUUGAGCCCUUACGGAUCUUUCUUCAAGUCAACUGAGCACCAGUGUGUCACGUAAGUACGUGCAGGUUCUCCUCGAUCUUCAGGGAAAAUGAAAGCUAAUGGAGUACACUCAGGAAGUAGCUUGCAAGGGAUGAGCAGUUGGUUAUCCCUAUUACUCAGAAGAUGGAUGUAAACAUAAUUCAGUGGACGAAAAAGAUAGUAGAAAACCUAAAGAUGAUGACGUCUAUUCAUGAAUCAGCUUGCGAGGGAAGAGCACUUGUCUUCAUGGCAAUCUAUA
This is a messenger RNA of Musa acuminata AAA Group (dessert banana), 2487 nucleotides long. RefSeq names its product anthocyanin regulatory Lc protein-like. Lineage: Eukaryota; Viridiplantae; Streptophyta; Magnoliopsida; Zingiberales; Musaceae. The transcript has 10 exons. The coding region runs from base 221 to 2176 and encodes 651 amino acids. Gene Ontology annotation, molecular function: protein dimerization activity. The record is from RefSeq and is a predicted model, not a curated record.